Syngnathus acus (greater pipefish) is the source of this 378-nucleotide messenger RNA. RefSeq names its product gastrotropin-like. Bases 1 to 378 code for a protein of 125 amino acids. The record is from RefSeq and is a predicted model, not a curated record. The transcript has 4 exons. NCBI's taxonomy places the organism in Eukaryota, Metazoa, Chordata, Actinopteri, Syngnathiformes, Syngnathidae. Gene Ontology annotation, molecular function: lipid binding.
AUGUCUUUCACAGGCAAAUAUGUGCUGGCGAGUCAGGAGAACUACAAAGAGUUUCUGCAGGCUAUCGGGGUAACCCAGAUGGAGAUACCAAAUGAAGACAUGGUAACAGACCUCUACGAGGGUGCUUACUACAGGAUUACCAAGUAUUUUGGGAGUCAAACUCUGAGCAACACAUUCUUGCUCGGCAGGGAGGGUGAACUGGAAGAUCUGGAUGGCACAACCUUCAUGACCACCGUCAAUAAGGAGGGAAAUAAAAUCAAGAUCCAGUUCCCCAAAUAUGUGUACACUGCUGAGAUAUCUGGUGACCAACUCAUCGAGGUCAAUUCCAUUUCGGGUGGGAUUACCAACAAAAUGGUUAGCAAGAGGCAACCAGAGUAA